UGCAGGCAAUUUUGAAGAAUGGACGGAUACAAUACCUACGAGAAUUCCUCUUGUGAUCCUAUAUUGGCGCACCAUUUAACCUCGCUUUACUUCAUAGUGCUCAUUGGAGGACUGGCAGGUGUAAUCUCCAUCCUGUUCUUGCUGGUGAAAAUGAACUCACGUUCAGUGACCACCAUGGCAGUCAUUAAUCUGGUGGUGGUCCAUGGGUUAUUUCUUCUGACUGUGCCUUUCCGCUUGGUAUACCUCAUCAAAGGGACUUGGACAUUUGGAUUACCCUUCUGCAAAUUUGUGAGCGCCAUGCUGCAUAUACACAUGUACCUCACCUUCCUCUUCUAUGUGGUGAUACUAGUUAUCAGGUACCUCAUUUUCUUCAAGCGCAGAGACAAAGUAGAAUUCUAUAGAAAACUGCAUGCAGUUGCUGCCAGUACUGCUAUGUGGCUUUUAGUGAUUGUCAUUGUAGUGCCCCUUGUGGUUUCUCAGUAUGGAAAUAAUGAAGAAUACAAUGAACAACACUGUUUUAGAUUCCAUAAAGAACUUGCCCGUGAUUAUGUACAAAUUGUCAACUAUAUGAUAGUCAUUAUUGUCAUAGCCAUUGCAAUGAUUCUCUUAGUUUUCCAAGCCUACAUCACAUUGUUCAUGGUGCGAAAGCUUCGCCAUUCCUUACUGUCCCACCAGGAGUUCUGGGCUCAGCUAAAAAACCUGUUCUUUAUAGGCAUAAUCCUUAUUUGUUUUCUUCCCUACCAAUUCUUCAGGAUUUAUUACUUGUACGUAGUGGCACAUUCCAAGAACUGUAAAAACAAAGUUGCGUUUUACAAUGAAAUCUUCUUAAGUACAACAGCAAUCAGCUGCUAUGAUUUGCUGCUUUUUGUCCUUGGAGGAAGCCAUUGGGUUAAACAAAAGAUUAUUGACCUAUGGAAUUGCCUUUUAUGCUGUUAGCCAAGACUACAGUAUUCAUUUUUCCCUGUUGGGAAUGAGAAUAAGCAAGGGAGGUAAGUAAGAAUGGCUUUGCAUUGCUUGAUCAAAACCUUUCCUUGACUCAGACAAAGAAAAGGACUAAGAAGUGUCCAAGUGCUUCCUGUAGUUUGUAAAAGAUAUUCGUGCUAAGAUGAGUUGUGGUAAACCUACAUGGAAUCACAAUAUUGUAAUAUUUUCAAAGUACACUGUUUGCUUGGCCCAUCCAGAAAAAAAAAAAUGGGUCUGCUUGUUGCUAGAGUUUUAUUAGGGCAUGGUGACUUCCUGGGCUUGAAACAUGGCCCUCCCCAACACAGUUGGUGUAGUUAGGUGAAGAGUUAUUUUUUCUCUACUUCACCUUCUGAAGGCUAAUCGUAGUCAUCAAACAGCUUCAAAGAGACCAAAUCUGCUUGUUUUACCAGACAAAUUGGAGAAGUUAACACACACACCCUGACAAAAACAACCAGAAAAGUGGAGAAUGAAGAAACUUGUCUUUAUCAUCCUAAAGUUUGGAGGCAAUGCCUGAACUUUUGCCCUAAUGAACAUUUUUUUAGCCUUGCCCUUCUACAGGUUGUGUUUAAGGGCAUGGGUAACCAUCAUCCAUCACACUGAAAAUUUUUUCUAACCUUAUUAAGAUGCCUGAGUAAUGGCAAAUGUCUGACUUAUAGAAUGCUUCUGGCCAGUGUCCUGCUCACAGUGAAAUGAACAGCAUUAUAGGAUAAUUAAACUUUUUGCCUUUCCUGAUUUUAGACAGAAUUUUCAUAUGUAUUGGGCAACAGUUAAUGCAUUAUUCUGCACUUGAAGAUAAGAAGUUUUACUGUAGUCUUUAAGUUGCACUCCAUUUUUAAAAUAAUAUGUUUUUAAAUAAAUAAAACCCAUAUUUUUGAGCAAAAAGAACUUUGGGGGAUAAAUAUGGGAUAGCCCUUAAUUUAGAAUACAUGAGAUUAGGUUGCCUUAAAAGAGUUUUAGAAAACAUUUGGAAAUAAAUGAAUAAAUAUGCUCAAGAGUAAUACCAUUCCAUCCUUUAAAAUAAUAACAUGCUGUUGUUGAUAAUUAGGACUGACUAAUUUGUGAGUUAUUCAUUCAUAUCCUUAGUAAUUUUCUGUUGGUUAUUGACAUCUAUUGUGUUGUUUUAAAAGAGUUGUUUCUAUAUUAAAAUCAUUAUUUUUUUUUUCCAAAAAAAUUAACCUUAUGGAUGGAUAUCUUUGCCAAAUUCUUAGGAAUGUUUAUCCAUUUGGUUCAUAACUUGUGACAUAUGGUAUAUUAAACUACAUUAAACUUUAAUUUCAGAAACAAUUCCUGAUUGAGUUCA
Phodopus roborovskii (desert hamster) is the source of this 2263-nucleotide messenger RNA. RefSeq names its product probable G-protein coupled receptor 141. Gene Ontology annotation, biological process: G protein-coupled receptor signaling pathway. Gene Ontology annotation, molecular function: G protein-coupled receptor activity; oxysterol binding. Gene Ontology annotation, cellular component: membrane. The coding region runs from base 19 to 936 and encodes 305 amino acids. NCBI's taxonomy places the organism in Eukaryota, Metazoa, Chordata, Mammalia, Rodentia, Cricetidae. The transcript has a single exon. The record is from RefSeq and is a predicted model, not a curated record.